Molecule: messenger RNA, 124 nt
Organism: Dentiscutata erythropus
Lineage: Eukaryota; Fungi; Glomeromycota; Glomeromycetes; Diversisporales; Gigasporaceae
Source: the annotation of a GenBank genome assembly
GCUCAUCGAAUAUGUCCAAUCCACUAAAGAUUACUUGGUACCAUCAGUAUGGGGUCCAGCUGGACCAGCUGAUCCGUUUGUGACGAAAAAUAGAGUUUUAUGUGGAGAAUGUAUUAUUUCAUAA